CAACCACUCUAUCAAUCCAAUCGUCCUUGUAUUGGGAAUGCAAUAUGAAUCGCAAUGUCACAGAGCUUUGCAGUCUUCGACGAUAUACUGCCAGCAUGCGAUCUAUGUCAUUCUAAAAAGAUCAGAUGUAACAGACAGAGAAACUGCUCAAAUUGUGUAGACGUUGGUGUCGAGUGCCAGCGUCUUCGUCGCGGAAGAACACCGCGCAAACGAUCUUUUUCAAGGUUCGCGGCCUCGGUGGCCUACAGUUACUACCACGAUCACCGCUAAGUCACUAUCUGCUAGUGCCACUGGUCCAGCGGAAACAAUACUUCGCCUGGAAAGACCGGCAGCUCAGCCUCAAGGGUGCAAGCUCUUCCCAAACUCUGGCUCUUA
This is a messenger RNA of Aspergillus uvarum CBS 121591, 375 nucleotides long. RefSeq names its product Zn(II)2Cys6 transcription factor domain-containing protein. The record is from RefSeq and is a predicted model, not a curated record. NCBI's taxonomy places the organism in Eukaryota, Fungi, Ascomycota, Eurotiomycetes, Eurotiales, Aspergillaceae. The transcript has 3 exons. Bases 55 to 270 code for a protein of 71 amino acids. Gene Ontology annotation, molecular function: zinc ion binding; DNA-binding transcription factor activity, RNA polymerase II-specific. Gene Ontology annotation, biological process: regulation of DNA-templated transcription.